UCUAAUUCCUGAAGCCGCUGUCCUGCCCCAGUCAAAGUUCAGUUUCACUUUGAGGAAUGCGGCGUCCGACUAGUUGCCGUGUAGGUCUGAACAUGCGUAGUUAUUGCCCCGCACAAUGUUUGCGGAGUGAAAAGUUGCAGUGUCAUGUUGGUGUAUAUUCCUCCUCCCCCAACACCAGCACCACCAACAGCACUACAGCCUUUGGACGUCGGCCCUCAGCGACUCAGAGCACCGACGAAGUUCACAAGUGCACAUUUGUCCCUUUGACGUGGAGGACGAGAUAUCAGCGGGUUUCCUGGUAGGACGGAGAGAUCCGUGCAGAGAAACACCGGCGAACACUUAUCGUGCUGACUGGGCAAGUCUUGCGUAACUUGUUUGAGUUGGCUUCUGUGUGAAUGCGCCCCGUUCUCUUGCGACGAGGAGUUUGAGCGGCUGCCGACCAGGUGUUUUUGUAGGUAAGUGAAUCUGCAGCUGUUGGAGAAUAAAACCAGCGCGGACGCGCCCUUCGGUUGGGGGGAGAGAGGAAUGGGGGAUCGCUGUGAUGUGUUUAAAGACGGUUCUCGAUAAGCAUCACAUGAGUUGAAGAAGAAUCCCUGCUAUGAUACAACUGAUUGCAGUUGCACACAUGUGCCAACCGCUUCCUUUUUUCAUGUAAAAACGCUAAAUGGCAGAAGACGUUGGAAAACGUCAGAAUGGACUACUUUGAAAAGCCUGAAUUCUUUCAAAUCCGGACCAAAAGUAAUUUCAUGAUCGUUGCUUUUGCUUUGGGAACUGUGUGACACAAAUAUUGUCAGUCAUGUCAGAUGGGGCAGGAUACGUGGCUGAGCGAGCCUUAUGUGGUUCACCGUCAGUUUACAAAUACGGUUCCUUGCUGUAUUUCUGCAGAGAAACGCAUGACUUGAGCUUAAUUUUUGCAGCAUCUGGACAUCUUACUUCGCCUGCUGGCUGUAGCAGUGAUCACCGAUGGAAUGUACUAUUACGCAGGGGGUUGUCGACAUGCUAAAAGACUAUUUUUGUGUUGAAUGUUUUUUGGCAAAAUGGAGGAACUGAGGAUACUUGCACACUGUAGCCUUUACCUACUGAUGAGUUGAAGACCAAAGGAACUUUCUCUGUUGAAAGUUUGAAUCCAAUGGGAUAAGAACUAAAAACGUUUGACUGUAAAAGACUGUAUCACUGAAAAACUAGAUCUAAAGUGCUUUCUCCCCAUAAUGCACUGCCCUAAAAAGAAGAAACGUCCAACAUGCGACUCAGAUUUCUCAGCUAUUGUGGUUCCCUCUAUGCGUGGGUCUGGAUAUCUUGACUACACCGUCGAGAACCAUGCUUCAAGGGCCCUGAAGGCCAUGGAUGAGUUCCGGCAGAACGAACUGCUGUGUGAUCUGGUGCUGCAUGUCACAUACAAGGAGAGGACAGUCGACUUCAAGGUUCACAAAGUUGUGCUGGCCUCCUGUAGCUUCUACUUCAGAGCCAUGUUUACCAGCAGCUUCAAGGAGUGUCACGCUUCGGAGGUCACCCUGCGUGAUGUCUGCCCUGAGGUGGUCGGGAGACUUAUUGACUUUGCCUACACCUCUCACAUAACAGUGGGAGAAAAGUGUGUAUUGCAUGUGCUUUUGGCUGCUAUGAGGUAUCAGAUUGAGGAUGUGGCAAAGGCAUGCUGCGAUUAUCUGAUUAAACACCUAGAGCCAGCUAACGUCAUUGGUAUCUCCCGCUUCGCUGAGGAGAUCGGUUGCACAGAACUGCAUCAACAGAGUCGGGAGUACAUCAAUACACACUUCAGUGAGGUGACCAAAGAAGAGGAAUUCUUCAGUCUUACUCACUGCCAGCUGCUGGAGCUCAUCAGUCAGGACAGUCUCAAGGUGCUCUGUGAGUCUGAGGUGUAUAAAGCCUGCACAGACUGGGUACGCUGGGAUAUGGAGAGCAGAGCCCCCUAUUUGCAUGCCCUCUUGAAUGCAGUUCACAUCUAUGCGUUGCCGCCUAAGUUCCUGAAGAACCAGCUGCUGUCCUGUCCCAUCCUCAGCAAGGCUAAUUCCUGUAAGGACUUCCUGUCCAAAAUCUUCCAGGAUAUGACCCUGAGGAAGCUUCCUCCUGCUCCUAAUCGGGGAACUCAGUUUAUCUACGUGGCCGGCGGAUACCGGCAGCAUUCUCUGGCAUCCAUGGAGGCCUACGAUCCAAGGAGGAAUAUUUGGAUAAAACUGGCUGACAUGGGGACGCCAUGCAGUGGUCUGGGAGCCUGCACACUGUUUGGACUGCUCUACACUGUUGGAGGCAGAAACCUGUCGCUUCAAACCAACACAGAGUCCAACGCCCUGAGCUGCUACAACCCCAUGACCAACCAGUGGAGCCAGCGAGCCUCCCUCAACAUCCCCAGGAACCGGGUCGGGGUGGGCGUGGUGGAUGGCUGCGUCUAUGCUGUCGGAGGCUCCCAGGGCUCGAUACACCACAACACGGUGGAAAAGUGGGAUCCCGAGUCUAAUCGCUGGACCUUUGUUUGUCCAAUGUCGGUUGCUCGCCUGGGAGCCGGCGUGGCGGUGUGCGGGGGGGCCCUGUAUGUAGUCGGGGGCUAUGAUGGACAGAACCGCUGGAACACAGCUGAGAAAUAUCAGCCUGACACUAACACCUGGCAACAGCUGGCUCCCAUGAAUACUAUACGCAGCGGACUAGGUUUGGUGUGUGUGAACUCUUACCUGUAUGCUAUAGGAGGCUAUGAUGGGCAGAGCCAGCUGGCCACUAUGGAACGCUACAACAUAGCCAGGAAUACGUGGGAGCCGAGGGCCUCGAUGCAGUACUCUCGCAGCGCACAUGGAGUCACUGUCCACCAGGGACGCAUCUUCGUCUUCGGAGGUUUUAACCAACACGGCUUUCUGUCCAGCGUUGAAUGCUACUGUCCCGAUAGAAAUGAAUGGACAUGUGUCACAGACAUGCCCGUUGGACGCAGCGGCAUGGGCGUCGCUGUUACCAUGGAGCCCUGUCCCGGGAGCCUGCCUGAGGAAGAUGAAGAAGAGGGAGACGCCAUGGGAUGAGGAUGGAAUCUGUUGAAGUCUCAAGUGCUGAAUACACUUCCAAGUGGUGCUGCUUUUCAACAGGGGGCUGUGCAUUAAAUGACAAUAUUUCCAAAUAAAAACGGCUAUCCCCCCACCCGAACUGAUCUCGGUUGCACUGUGGAACACUGCAGAUAUUGACUAUAUGGGGACUUUGAAGAGGAAGGAAUAUAUUUCUACAUCUGCUGGGGAUCAAGUGAUGCAGUCAGUAUAUGAUCGCGGCCUUGCAAUCAACAAGGUGCUACUGAAUGAAUUACUAUUUAAUUAAAUAUUGUUCUUAACUUCUUUUUAACUCCUCAGUGUUUUGUUUAGAAGGCGAACUUAUUUCUAGUUCCUCUCUACAUUUGACUUCUUCAUUUUGUUUCACCCAAAGCUGCCUUUUUGUUUUUAAAAAUUUUUUUUUGCAAUUAGUACACUCUGUUUCUGAAAAUAAAUAAAUCAAAUGUGUAAAUGGCAAAAAUAUUAAUCAUUUGCAUUUCCUCAUUUGCCAAUUUGUUUCACUUCUUGUGUUCUCAUCGGGGACUCGUGCAGCUGCGGUAGGUAACAGCAGAUGCACCACCACUAGAUGGUGGAAUAGGUCCAAUAAAAACUGUGCACCGCAACAAAAAUGUCUUCUCUGGAUGGACGUGCAAACGAACUCCUGUGACACUGACAGUUUAGAUAUGACAAAGGCUUUUUGGCUCUAAAUCGACAUACAGCCACCCGCCCAGGACUAAGGUAUGCGAGCACUACGAGGAAUAAUAUCCCACUUUGAUAAAGAGUAUGUGUCCAUGUUUUAUGGCUCACAAUAGUUAGAGCUAACCUCACAAAGCCUUUAUCCCAGCAUUUCACAAGACAAGGCGCUGGAGUCUAUACAGCAUUAGUCAUCGACCACAGACGUCACUUGCGUGUUUACCUAUCUCUGCACUACUGUGCUCUAUCUCCUCCAUGGCUCACCUGCAAUUAUCCCAGCAGGUUACCAAAAAAAAAGACUAUCCCAGACAGAGCUGUUAUUCCAAAACAAUAAUCAUGUUUUCUCAUGAGAUUUAUGAAAAACCAACAAAGGGAAGAAAUAAAAUGUUCACAUGUGUAUUCUGUUGAUUUCCUGAAAUAACAAAUGGACAGGUGAUUAUUGUUCUCAUGUUUGUCUCCCUUUGAAUGGACCUCAGAUGUCAAACUCGCACGCGUUCAUUAUUGACAGAGCAACCUGUUGGGUAAUGAACAGAGAUGGAGUAGGGGCGGAGGGAAAGUGUUGCGCGUCCGGGCCUCAGUGCGAGCGGAGACAUAUGAGGGAGAAGAAUGGCUCUUACUCACUACUUAAACCCCUGCGCCACACCAAGUGAGUCACAUGGCGAACGCAUGACGUAGGAGCCUCAUACACAUUGGAUACACCCGUGUGUGUCCACACCACAAGCGCAAUUCUUUUGCUUUAUCUGUCACACACUCACAUAUGCGUGUGUGUGUGUGGAUACUCAUGCAAAACAAAGCUGGCUGUCUCUCAUUCACAGGCUGUGGAAACAGAUUUGCCUCAAUGUGUUCAUUGUCUCAUGAGGGGAGGGGGAAUAAAGAAAGAGAUGUAGCACUGUACAGCAGGGAGAUUUGUCUCCCAUAGAGAGUUAGUGGAGGAAAAUUAGUACGCACACAGAUACAAGUCCGUCUUUUGCGCGCUCGCUGCACUAACGCCAAACAGUUGCACAACCCCAAGAGGAACUGCUAGGGGAGGGAAUCUCAGUCUGAUAAAACAUGGGUGAUGUGCUCACUGAAAAAGGCAGCUGCAAAGUGAUAAGAACUGUAAAAACUGUUUUGCUCAAUUAUUAUUUUGUCUUUCCCCACCACUAGCACCCAUACCCAGAAAGAGCUGGUGAGGGGUGUCUUUAUUAUGCCAACAAAAUCUACUUUGGCCAUAAAAACAUAGGUCCCAAGCCCUUUAAAAUAAAGGUCCAGAGUUAAGGAAUUUAGUGUUGUGUUGAGAAUGCAGAUUCAUUGUGAAGAACACCUGAACUGAUCAUCAGUCACUGCAUAACAUAGCUGGCAACUGCGCAGCAUGCUGAAGGUCCGUGUUAGAUUAAAGAGUCUACAGGAGCUUAGAAAUGCUUCAAGUAAUGUAACACGGAGCUGUUUCUUUUUUUUAAGUCUGUUCAGGGUGAAGGAAGCCUGAAGGGGCCGAAGCAGCCUGUUCCAUCACUGAGUAUUACAAUAAGGCUUAUCCUGUUGGAUAUGGCUUAUUCGGCCUUAUUCAGAUCCGCACGCAGGCAGGAGGUAGAAUCAAGGCUCUAUAGGAUCUGAAGAGGUGGGGGGCUUUAACGGCAGCGGGCCUGCUGCUAGAUGUGUGUAGGUGUGACCUUGGGAAGUGAUGACCUAAUCAACAUCCCUGCCUGCAAAGCUAAUCUGUUACAUUCUGAAGGAUGCUCCUACGAUGGAGCCAUCCAUGAAGGUGACAUUGGUGAGCGGGCUGGUUGCGUGGAAGCGCACCUCUUAAUGAGGCACGCGCAAACACAUUCAAAUGAGGACUACAAGUGCAUGUGAGUGCUGUCCUCGUGCAUGCAAACACUGCACGCAUAUUAGUCGUGCGAGAAAGAUUCACGUUGAAACACUCAUAAUGAAAGUUGUGAUGUUAAAAACCAUUCGGUUUACAUCAGCUGAUGGCCCAGAUGCGUGCAGCAGGUGUUUUCAGCAUGGUGGUGGUUAAAAGGUCACGCUGCUUUCUCUAAUCUGACCCCAAAUGCUGCAGAUUUUCAGCUCUGAAACAUGAAAUCAUCUAGUUCGC
Molecule: messenger RNA, 5781 nt
Organism: Haplochromis burtoni (Burton's mouthbrooder)
Lineage: Eukaryota; Metazoa; Chordata; Actinopteri; Cichliformes; Cichlidae
Gene: keap1a
Product: kelch-like ECH-associated protein 1a
Exons: 12
Coding region: 1209-3017 (602 amino acids)
Molecular function (GO): protein binding
Source: RefSeq, a predicted model, not a curated record